UACUGCUUUCUUUUCGGGCGUUUACGAGCAUCUUAUAUUACCGCACACAUCAAUCACAGUUUUCAACUACGUAUAAAAUGUUUCUCGUGUUUAGAAGAUUGCAUAUUUUAUUGGUGGCACUAACAUGUGUGACUGCAAAAGUAACAAUAGAAGACAAAGCCUUCAAAAAUGUUUUGGUGUCAUUUUCCCAAACUGUUCUACCUGAUGAUGGAAAAUCAUUGGUGCUUGAAAUGCAGAAUAUUAUGAUUGAAGCAUCUCAGGUAUUGCAAAACGCAGUUGGACUGAAAGUGGGUUCAGUGAGCUUCAUCAUUCCCAGUUCUUGGGAUACUUCAACAUGGGAAAACAUGACGGUGGAAGAUGCCUCCACGAAACAUGUCGUCUCCCCUGCAGAUAUCAUAAUUGAUGGCAUCGCUGACAGCGCCUUCGGCCAGAAUCCUUUCACUGUACAGUACGCUGGAUGCGGAGUUCCAGGAGACAAAAUUCGAAUUCCGAAGGAUUUUUUGACACAAGAAAGCAAAUUUCAUAAAGGGAAUUUGCUUGCCAGGGAGUGGUUGAAGUAUCGCUAUGGAGUAUUUGACGAAAACGGUUUUCUUGGAGACGCAAUGUAUCCUCUGUAUGAGACUUUGUAUGGACGACAGGGAGAAUAUCAUGUCACUUCAUGCACCGACACUGAAGUGGAAUACUUUUUCAGAAAAGAAGAUGGAUCGAACUGCACCCUCAAUGAAGAGACUGGUCUCCCUCAAGAUAACGAAUGCAGAGUUUAUCCUACCGAAGAAAGUGCCCAGAAUGUCACGUCUUCUUUGAUGUUCCUCCAUGAAAACCUUCAAGAUAUUGAACACAUAUGUGGGGAUGGAGGUCAUAAGCAUGACGAUACUUCUUCUAACAAGCAAAAUAUUUUGUGCCGAGGAAAGAGCAUAUGGGACAUUUUGAGAUCUUCAUCGGACUUUGCUAUUCAAAACAAUGAAGAGGAACCUUCAAUUGAAGAGGAACAUGAAAUUAAGUUUAAUUAUGUACGAGAGAGAAGUCCAAGAGUCGUUGUCACUUGGGACAGCUCAAGUCGAAAUAAAGACAAAAAAGAGAUCAUUUUCAAUGCAAUUAGACGAUUCGUGUAUGAUCUUCCAGAUGGCAGUGAAUAUGCCUUAAUCUCGUACCAGGAUAAAGUAACUGUAAGAAAGCCUCUUACAAAAUUGAAUGCUUGGCCAGAAGGCAGAGAUGUUGCUGUAGUAUCCGAUUUCACUAAUCCACUUGAAGCUUGUUCGUCUUGUGCCAUUGAAAAAGGGCUAGAGGUUCUUUCUGCUCCUGAUGAUGAGUCCCCGGAGAUGGGUGGAUCUAUUGUCAUCAUUGCCUCUACCGAUCCAGAAGAAAAUGAGAAUAUUAUCAACAAAUUACGAGCGUCUCAAGUAUGUCUGCACGUUAUAGCUUUUGUUGAUAGCGGAGCUUCAGUUGUUGGCUUCCAGAGGUACUUAGAAGCAUCAGCUUGUGGGAAAAUUUGGGAAGUCCCAAACAGCGAAGAAAAAGCUGAUGUUUUUGCAAGAAUAUAUGAAGGGAUGGAAAACUUGCUUCCGAGCAAGGUUAAAGACACCGUAACGUCUACGGUACAAACCGGAUACUUAAGUUAUGACCCAGAAAUGACAAUUCCCGUUGAUAGCAAUACCGAAGCAGUUGUAAUCUGGCUGGCUGAUUUCAGUGACUCACAGAACAUAAUCUGCAAACAAGGCAAUACCGUGUUAACUUUGAACACGCUAGUCGGGUCUUCGAACCUCGCAGCAGUUCAAUUCAAGCCGAUUUCAAAAUCCUCAGAAGCAAAAUGUCGUUUCAGACAUGAAGGAAGUGAUCCUAUAUUGACGCAAGUACGAUCAAUCACUAAACCUGGUGCAUAUUACGAAAUAAAUACGUGGACGGUAGAUACCACUGAAAGUGUUGCCGCAAACGAAUCAAAACAGCAGAUGCCUGUGAUCAUUUACGUGAGUCUCCAAUAUGGAUCAUACCCAGUGAAAGAUGCUGAAGUCAAAGCCGUCGUGCGGGCCCCAGAUGGAACUGAAGUUGCGUCAUUACUGCUGACAGAUGAUGGACGAGGAGACCCAGACGUGACGGCUAACGAUGGAGUUUACAGUCGAUACUUCACUAAAUUUACGGAAGAGGGCGAAUACACUGUGUCAAUAACUGCCAAAGAUAACGGACAAGCUGCAUGGGGCUGGGAUGGAAAAGAAAGGUGCUGUGGCAGUAAGGUGAACAGUAAAAGUUCAGCACUUGGUACAUUUGAAAAAGUUUCUCAACUAACUUUCAAUGCUGUAAGCGGUAGACCCGAACAAGGAUACAAGCCAUCACGAAUUUCUGAUUUGAGAAUAGAAAAAUUCGACUCUGAAAGCAUUGAACUGAAAUGGACAGCUCCUGGUGGAGAAGCCGACAGCGGAGCAGCUACAAACUACUUAGUCGAGUUAUUCACAGUGCAUGAUGAAGCAAUCGCGUACUCUGAUGAAAAUACUGAAAAAAGAAUUUAUAACUUAACUGUUGUUCCCAAAGAAUAUGGAAACAUAGAAACGGCAGAGAUUGAAAUAGACGAUGACUUCAAAGAAAACACCAAAUAUUUUAUUGCUCUGAGAACUGAAAAUAUUCACGGGCAAAUGAGUGAUGCUUCAAACAUCAAAGAAAUUUAUGUCUCAGAGAAAAGGCCAACAGAAGAACCAGAAGCAACAACCACUGUUGAUGAUGAUGAUAUAAAGUCAAGACGAGCAGCUGAACGGAAAAGAAUGGUUGGAAUUAUAAUUGGGGUAAUCGUUGCAGUAAUUGUCAUAGGGAUUAUUGCUUAUGCUGCAGUGCAUUACUUUGUAAUAAAGCCUAAAGAGCGAGCGGAAAAAGAAUCCAGAAAUUCGAAUAACUUGAAGAUGGAAGCAAACCCAACAGAAAAGAAUAUACAUCCCUUGACUUCAAUUCCUGCUGAUGUUAUAAUGAAACAUCACAUUGAGGUAGUGAAUGCAAAGAAUCAGCACAAGAGUCCACCCGUUUUUAAAGAAGAGGAUAUUGAGGCACAAAGGUCUGCUGUGAAUAACAAUGACGGUGCUGAAGUUGAGGCAAAGGACGAUGAAUCUUCACAACCUGCCCCUCCAAAAUCUCCAAAGAGAAUGACUUUUGUUUAACUACCAUGAGAAAAUAUUUUCUUUUAUAGAAGAACAUAACUGUGAAAUUUUGCAUUUCAUUUUUUUUGACAGCCAAAUUCGAAGUUCACAACAUUUGUAUAUAAUUAGAACAUUGUCAAUAUGUACAAAGAGCAUAGGAAUGACACCCCAUGUUUUUCCAUAAUUCUAAUUAAUCAUAAAUUUAUUCAAAUUCACAAUCAGCAGAGAAAUAAUGUAAAAGUUUCAAAUUUUAUAUUUCAUUUUCACUUGAUGUCUUAAGCAAUAAUACAGGAAUAUGUAACCCACAAGUUAACUAAAAAUGGCAAGCAAAUUGCCAAAUAUAUCUGCCACUAUGCAUUCAAAAACAAGCCCUGUAAAAAAAUUAGGAUAUUUUUAUAGUAAUGGACACAUGAAGUAAAAAAACUUCUGUAUGCAUUUGUGUGUAUUAAAUGUUUUAGUCAUACUAUCUAUGUAAACAUACAUGUUGAAAAUAUAUUUCAAUUUGUGCCCAAUUUGUCUUUAGAAUCUUUUUUUCUCACCCUUGUUUUCAUCAAUGAACAUUAAAUAA
Uloborus diversus is the source of this 3684-nucleotide messenger RNA. RefSeq names its product calcium-activated chloride channel regulator 1-like. The coding region runs from base 78 to 3137 and encodes 1019 amino acids. Lineage: Eukaryota; Metazoa; Arthropoda; Arachnida; Araneae; Uloboridae. The transcript is spliced from 14 exons. The record is from RefSeq and is a predicted model, not a curated record. Gene Ontology annotation, molecular function: protein binding.